Molecule: messenger RNA, 2860 nt
Organism: Hyalella azteca
Lineage: Eukaryota; Metazoa; Arthropoda; Malacostraca; Amphipoda; Hyalellidae
Exons: 15
Coding region: 33-1901 (622 amino acids)
Source: RefSeq, a predicted model, not a curated record
AAAGGAAUAAAUAAUAUCUUGCUUUAGUUAAAAUGAGUGAUACACAUAAUGAAGAUGUCCAAAAGUUGCUGGAUGUCAUAUGUGCACAACAGAAAUUAUUGCGUGACCGAGGUCUCGUGCAGGUCAAGUCUGCUCUUCCUACUCUCUCACCCACAGCACAAGGAACCUUGAUCACCUGCUUGCUGGAUAUAAUUGAAAAUAAUGAGAGUCCAUGGGAAAGUAAACAUGGUUCUCUGGAGACUCUGCAGAUGAUGGUGAGUGCAAGCCCCAGUCUAUGCAGCAAAAGUGAACUAGAGAACAACUGGCAGAGGAUGAGGAGCCAAGCACAGAAUUUGCUUGUUGAUCCUGAGGCCCGUGUGAGGCUUUCUGCUGGAUGUCUUCUUGGAGCCAUGUGCUCCCAGGAUAUGGGGGAGACGUUUGUUCUAAGCAGAUCCAUGGUAAUGGAUUUGGUCCGUAAUAACCUGGAACGUCAGUUAUUGGAGUCGGAUGAGCCAUUGGAAGGAGGGCAUGAUGCUGGAGCUGGAGUGACUUUGGAGCAGCUCAAGCAUAAGCUUGUCAAUGCAGCUGCUCGAGAACGGCGCAUGAGCAACAGCAGCGACGCAAAGCAGAUAUUCCAUGACACUGCAGGCUGGCGCAACCUCGAGUCCAGCCUCAAUGCUCUCCAGCAAAUGAUUGAGGGAAGUGGUUCCCAUUUUGCUAGAAUGUGCGACGAGGAGCUUGUUAUGCUCAUACUUUCCACGCUACAGCACCCCAAUAGGUUCGUCCGGGAGACGGGCUUUGGUGUGUGUGCUGCACUCGUUUCCUGUAACUUUGAAGAGGAGUUUUCGGACUCAGUGCUGAGCUGCCACGGCAGCGUCUUGGUGCAGCACCUUGCACUUGGUCUUGCUGAUAACUGGAGUCAGGUGAGGCUCGCUGCCAGCAUCGCCAGCCGCAAGUUCCUGACCAAUUUGUCUGCCUCGUCUCGACAUUCUGCGUACCCCGCAUUGCUGCCUAGAAUUUGCCUCAAUAGGUACUACGUAGCGGAGGGAGUGCGUUUGUACUCUCAGGAGACGUGGCGUCAGGUGACCGGGACGGAGGGCAAGGCUUUGGUGCUGCAGUACAUGGAGCAUGUGAGCUUCCCUGAGGAGGCCAGCUUCACCAUGCCUCAGCUGUACCCGCUCUUCUUUGAUAACUUGCAGGACAGUAUACCAAGCGUGCGUCAGGGCGCGGCCGUGGCACUAGGGCACGUGGUGCAGGCGUACGCUGGGGACGCUCUGGCCAAGGUUGUGCCGCUCCUGAAGGAGAGGCUGCAAGGUGUAGUCAAUCAGAGCAGCGAGACGGAGCGGUACGGUGACUUGCAGUCCGGACCUGCAACCUACGGCGUCGUCAAGCAGAGACGCGACAACGACAUCAGCCUGCACGAGGACAAGCAGAUGUACUCGUGCGGGUCGCUGGCCCCCAAGAUGGGCCGCGGGGGCGGGUGCUCCGACUGCAGGUUCCGCCGCCCCCCGCAGCCCUGGGAGGCUGCUGAUGGAGCUGUGUGGCUCCUGGGGGAGCUGGCCAUCGUAGGCGGCCAUCAGGGGCACGUGUCUGUCAUUGACUUGCUGCCUGUGUUAUCGGAAAGCUGCCGGGCGAGGCACUACACGCAGCACGUGGCGCUCCUAGAGACGCUCUGCAAGAACUUGCCUCGCAUUUGUAAAGGCAUUGGCAAGAAAAGCUUCAAGCCUCACCUCCAUCUCUUCAUCGACCACAUGUUCUAUGCACUGGAGUGUGAGAACAGCCUGACCAGCUCAGCCGCCAGUCAGUGCCUCACGUCGCUGUCCACUGACAUCGGUCCGAGCAUCUUCAGGGCCCGUAUUGAAGAAUACAACCCCAGCUACUUGCGAGCUCUGGACGCCAACAACUACAGCUCCCCUUUGUGAGCUGCAGAGUAGAGAACCGUCGCUGCUUCCUGCUCGUCGAUCACACGCAUUUCUGCUCACUCUACACGACUGUUUACUACUCAUCUGGGGCGGUACUUUCAUAACAAGUUUAGAGCGCGUAAGUUUAUCGGUCAAUCACUGACGGCCUUUCAAGCAAAAGGCACCAAUCACUUAGCGUACUUUAGCAAGUUUUUGAAAAUACAGCCCCUCAUCUUUUGCAUCGAUCCUAUUUUUUAGAAAAUUCUUUUGUCAUUCUACGAAAUUUCUGAACUCUCGAUUUAAUCUUAAUGUUAAUUAAAAAAUAUCUCUACCCGUGCUUUUGCUAUGAAUUAUACAGCAAGUAAUUCAGCUCAAGUGAGAGCAAAUUGUCUGUUUUGGAACUUGUUUCGUUCUUCAAACUUUUGUAUUCCUUUAUCAAUAUUAUUUGUAAUUUUUCUUUUCCCAAUAUCCCUAAAGAAGUUUUAAAGUACAUCAAAUCGACUUCGUGUGGUUCCUAAAACUAGGCAUUAUACCGUUUCCUAUUAUCAUAAUAAUUUCGAAAGCUUUCGAGUUGAGUUAAUUAGCCCUCUGUUAGAUACAUUCUUCAGCAGGUGUUUAUUGUGCCAACCAUACAAAAAGUAAGAAUGUAGGCGUACAGAGUAGCAGAAAUGGCAUUAUCUUAUUAUGUUUACACAUUCACGCUUCAAUGUUGUGUAUAACUUUAUAUAUCGCCUCGUCGUGCGAUUCUAUUUGUCUUAAACUUAGAUCGUCUUAUGUCUCACUUAUUGUUAAAUAAUUCUUUUGACUUAUUGGGCCGUGAAUGAUGAUCGUGAUAUUAUUGGACUACAUUGUCUAUAAUUUUUUUCAUUAGUUGUAAUGUUUUCUGAGCAUUUGAUAUGAUUUAUUCUUAGCACGCCUAACUAGUGUUAACGAUCAAUAAUACGUCGUGGUCAUGCUGUCGUUCACUCAGGUUAUGUUGC